Messenger RNA from Suricata suricatta (meerkat), 1191 nucleotides. It is a transcript of the gene TSLIG1, whose product is annotated as zinc finger and BTB domain containing 8 opposite strand. Gene Ontology annotation, biological process: tRNA splicing, via endonucleolytic cleavage and ligation. The coding region runs from base 200 to 679 and encodes 159 amino acids. The transcript has 6 exons. NCBI's taxonomy places the organism in Eukaryota, Metazoa, Chordata, Mammalia, Carnivora, Herpestidae. The record is from RefSeq and is a predicted model, not a curated record. Gene Ontology annotation, cellular component: tRNA-splicing ligase complex.
UAAGGCCUAAGCAUAUUAAAGACGUGCUUCCACCGCAGGAUCCUAGGACAGAAGUCUUAGGGUAUAAGUACAUCUGCGAGAAUGGAGUCCUGGCCCUUUAAGGGUGCAUGCUAAGGGGCGGGGUCUAGAGCGGAAGUUGUAAAUCAGGACCGAAGUUCGGCUCAAGAAGGGCGGAAGUAGAGUGUUCAGGGUUGCAAUUAUGGCGCAGGAAAAGGAAGAUAUUCGAGAUUACAAUUUGACUGAAGAACAGAAGGCAAUCAAGGCCAAAUAUCCUCCAGUCCUUCGGAAGUACGAGUAUUUGGAUCAUACAGCAGAUGUCCAGUUACAUGCGUGGGGAGAUACUCUGGAGGAAGCAUUUGAGCAGUGUGCGAUGGCCAUGUUUGGUUACAUGACAGAUACUGGGACUGUGGAGCCCCUCCAAACACUAGAAGUAGAAACCCAAGGAGAUGACCUACAGUCUCUUCUGUUUCACUUUUUGGAUGAGUGGCUUUAUAAGUUCAGUGCCGACGAAUUCUUCAUACCCCGGGAAGUGAAGCCUUAUUCUAUUCUCUCUUCAUCGACUGAGGUGUUUGUUGCCACCACAAGAAUUUGCAAAGUUGCUGCUUCUUCACACAUACGGGAUAGAAGAUUGCCACUGGGUGGUGCCAAAUACCGUUACAGCAUGCUCAACUUGACCUAAGAUGAAGACAUUGUCUGUGAGCUUCCGAAGUGUUCUCAGCACUGUAUUUUUUUCCUCUGGGUGUUUAACAGAAAGUAGAGCUAAUGGAGACUGGUCCCCGAGCCUGCGGAUUGAAGAGUAGUUCUUGACGUGAAUAUGCAGCAAGGUCGCUGGGGUGGUGCUUCCCCUUCUGUAUUUUGAGGCACGUUUUGUUAAUUUGAACUGUGGCCCUCUAAGCAAAAACUGUCUAGAAGAACCUCUUUACCUUUUGUCAGGAUGAAUUUCCAGGCUAACCCAGGGCCAUUUUUUUCAUGGACCCCUUCGAACAUGAUGGGCUAUUUGGAGCAUUGAUUGUGAAAAUGAGCAACGGGAUACGGUAAGUCCAACGGAAGAGCUGAAUCCAGGAUAAGAGCUCUCGGGAUGUACUAAGCCUUAGUACUAAGUUGUGCUAAGGUACAAACCUGACCAGCACCUCUUACCACCAGUGCUGUGUAAUGGGGUUCAGUAAAAGCAAGUCAGCUUUAAUUAUGCGA